CCUAAGUCUAAUGUCGCUGAUGAUGUAAUUACAGCCAUGGCUUGCCAAUUGAGCCUGGAGGAAGUUUGGAGGGAUGUUGGAGAUGGAAGAGUAGUCUGUUAUCUGCCUGCUGAACUACAAGAAAUGGUGAUUAACUAUGGCAUGACAUCAAAAAAAGCUCUAGAGUGUUACGGUGCAAAGUUCUUGGCAAGAGCUCACACGUGCAGAAAGGUGUGUCUGCCCAUGAAAGAUGCAAUGGACGGUGAUGCAGUUCACUGGUAUUUAGCUGUCAUUAUGCUGGAUGACAAACAAGUCCAUCUUUUGGAUUCGUAUCCUUCUAAAAAGCGCCAAAGAUCUCGUAGAAACGCAGUAGUAACUAUGAUCGAAUUUCUUGAUGGCUUGUUUGAGGAUCUUUAUCGGCAAGUGGAACCAACACUUGAUCCACCUGUGCUGGAAAAAUUUUCUCUGACAAUUCCUUCAAUUCCCGAACAACGUCACGAGUCUGAUAGUGGCGUUUGGGUGUGCUCAUAGAUGAUGGGUGCAUCUUGGGAUUCUUCUUAUAAUAUAUGGCCAUGCAGAGAUAUAAGGAGAAUGCAACUAGCUUUAUAUCUGGUCCAACAGCCUACAAAUUACAUAAGACAUGUCGUCAUCGAGGAAGCAAAUAGGAAUGCAUCGAGAUUUGUUGCCCAGACUCGUAGGUACAAGGAAGAAAGCCAAAAGAGCGUAAUCCAGAACUAGAAGAUUCAUAGGGAG
Molecule: messenger RNA, 732 nt
Organism: Linum tenue
Lineage: Eukaryota; Viridiplantae; Streptophyta; Magnoliopsida; Malpighiales; Linaceae
Source: the annotation of a GenBank genome assembly